Messenger RNA from Plodia interpunctella (Indianmeal moth), 1833 nucleotides. It is a transcript of the gene Dh44, whose product is annotated as Diuretic hormone 44. Gene Ontology annotation, cellular component: extracellular region. The coding region runs from base 256 to 876 and encodes 206 amino acids. The record is from RefSeq and is a predicted model, not a curated record. The transcript is spliced from 7 exons. Gene Ontology annotation, molecular function: hormone activity. NCBI's taxonomy places the organism in Eukaryota, Metazoa, Arthropoda, Insecta, Lepidoptera, Pyralidae.
CGCCGCACAACUUUGGCGCGCUCAACCGUUCCCACUGAGAACUUGCCCGUCACACAUCCACUCUUUGAAACAUUUAUUUCCGACGACACACUCCCUCUAAAUAUCAUCAUCGAGUGAGUCGUGACUUAGUUUUCCAGUGCACACAAUUUGAACAAUAUCACAGAACUUUUCAUUCGACAGUUGUAAAGUUUUUGCUGCGCGAACUAACUCGGCGAUUUGAAGAUUUUAUCUGCUCAAAAUCAAAACACACAGAGAAUGAUGUGGUGGGCGGUGUGGUGUGCGGUGGUGAUGGUCGGCGCGGGCACGGCGGCGGCGCCUGCGCAGGACUCCCUCUCGCAGCUCGCACCUCUGGACCUGGUUCAAAUUGAUCCGUCUGCUCCUGAUGACGAGAGUGUAAGCUACGCCAUGCCGUCGUCACUGGGCGGCCGAUACGCAGCCGGCGCUGCCCCCUGGCUCUACCUCCUCGCCGAGAUGCCUCAUGAUUCGCAGGUCGCUAAGAGAGGGAUUCCGUCGCGGGCGCGUCGCGGUUUCUCCAUCAACCCAGCAGUGGAUGUGCUGCAGCGAGGAGCUGUCAUCAACCUGAUUGAGAGACUAGCUCAGAACAACCGCAGCUACCUCAACCGCGUCGGGAAACGGAGCCAUCGAGCCACAGAGGUUGGGCGAGCUGAGCGAAGGGCACGCGCGAGCGAAACGCAAGAUGCCGUCUCUGUCUAUCAACAAUCCCAUGGAAGUGCUGCGGCAGAGGCUGCUGCUGGAAGUGGCUCGCAAGCAGAUGCGGGAGGCCAGUCAGCGGCAGGCCGUGGCCAACAGGCUGUUCCUGCAAAAUGUUGGGAAACGAGGAUACUGGGCGAAAUCUGCUUCGUCCCGCUACGAUAACUAGAGAAGCCGGCCACAGACUCCCUGUAAGCUGCCACUACAAGCUGCUGUGUCAACUGACCUCAACCCUUGCCUCUAAAACACCCCUACUCCGACAUAUUUUCGUCGUGUCAGUAUAAUUGAGUAUUAGCAAUAAAAGUUAACAAAACCCAGAUCUGCUCAUCUACUAAAGUUACUCAAAAAGAUUGCCUUCCUACAAUCCUUGAUACAUACCUUGAUUAGUCAUUCUUUGAAGAAUUUCAUAAACAUUUCAAGCUAACAACAAAAUCUGUAAAUCAUUAUUCCAGGCAACUGACCCUAUCGUGUAAGUACUUAUAAUUAAAUAUUAUUUGAUGUGAAUAGUAUACAUAGUUGUAAAUUGUGGUGUAUGUCAGCCAGCUCGACAUCGCCGCUCGUCGCUCGUCGUGGCGCCUCGUAGUAGAGACGCAGCCUCGCCUCUCACUCUCUCUUCACUUUAUUCAUAUUUUUCUACUCUUGUUAUUGUUACGAAGAGCUAUCUUAGAAUUACGUAUUUUCAUUUACAAAGAAAUAUAUUGUGCCAAAUAUGAUCUUAAUGUUAACUUAAGCGUGGAUUAAGUCAAGUAGACGCAUAUUUGAAAAUAUUACAAAUUUUAGAUAUAAAAGUGUACGCUAAAGAAUAGUUGUUUAAUUUCUACUUAAAUUUUAUGUACAGAUUAACAGUUAUUAUAAUUAUUUAUAUUUUAUGUUGUGUUUGGAAUUGAUCUCUACUAGCAUAUUAUUAAAUAGUAGAAAAUGUAAUAGACACAGUAUAAAUUACGUUCAAUAAAAACGUUAAAUUAUUUCCUUGUGUUUCCUUGGACGUCGAAUUAAUAUCGAAUCUUGAUGAUAAUGGAAUAUUUAUCCAUGUUAUGUAGAAAUUGCUUAUAAAUUUAGCCAUAUAUUUACUAUACUUAAUAGCUAAGAAUAUGUGUGAAGUAAUAAAUUGUUUCAGAACUC